This is a messenger RNA of Hordeum vulgare subsp. vulgare (domesticated barley), 979 nucleotides long. Its product is annotated as ras-related protein RABF1. Bases 192 to 791 code for a protein of 199 amino acids. Gene Ontology annotation, molecular function: GTPase activity; GTP binding. The record is from RefSeq and is a predicted model, not a curated record. NCBI's taxonomy places the organism in Eukaryota, Viridiplantae, Streptophyta, Magnoliopsida, Poales, Poaceae. The transcript has 8 exons.
CGAGCACGACGACAGACAGAGCCCUCGACCGGACCAACAAACGAACUGUGCCUUGCCUGCGACUGCGAGCGAGCGAGCGAGCGAACCGAGGAGGACAGCGCAACCGCCGGAUCGAUCCGCCCCCUCCCCCUCCCCGCCGAUCGCCACCGCUCCCCGUCGACUUCGCGCGGACCCGGCCGAAGGCGCCGGCCAUGGGCUGCUCCUCCUCCGCGCCAGCUAGAAGCACUGGAGGGCUGAACAAUAUCAACGGUAGCUCUUCCGCCACCGAUUCAAACGACUUGCGUGCCAAGUUGGUAUUGCUCGGAGACUCUGGUGUUGGAAAAAGCUGCAUCGUUCUUCGCUUUGUUCGCGGUCAGUUCGAUCCAACUUCCAAGGUAACUGUUGGUGCAUCAUUUUUAUCACAAACAUUGGCGUUGGAGGAUUCGACAAUAGUGAAGUUUGAAAUCUGGGAUACUGCUGGACAAGAGAGAUAUGCUGCCUUGGCACCUCUUUACUACAGAGGAGCUGCUGCUGCGGUUGUUGUCUAUGACAUAACUAGCCCAGAAUCAUUUAAGAAAGCACAAUAUUGGGUGAAGGAACUUCAAAAACAUGGUAAUCCUGGUAUUGUCAUGGUUUUGGUUGGUAAUAAAGCUGAUCUACAUGAAAGUCGAAGCGUACCUUCUCAGGAGGCACAAGAGUAUGCAGAGAAGAACAGUAUGUUAUUCAUGGAGACGUCAGCAAAAACAUCUGAUAAUAUAAAUCAAGUAUUUGAGGAAAUCGCGAAGAGGUUGCCCAAGCCAACAACGUCUUGAUAAAUAAAUAGCUCUCGUGUACUAUAUUGAGAUGGAGUGACACGCGCAAGUCUGUACCAUGUAAUGCAUUUAAAUGCUCGAGGUUAAACUGAGCAUUUGAUUGGAAAUUGAGGAUAAUGUAAAGCUAGCUUAUAUUUCAUCGUGUUAAGUGCAAGUAUUGCGCAAAUAAAUGGUGUUAACUGUGGAUA